AUGGGCGGCCUGCAGAUCGUCAGGGGCGGGAUGGUGGCCAGCGGAGACGUGCACGUGAUGGAUAGCCUCGUUGCCGCCCGCAUCGUAUCACGCCCACACACGCCCAUCCGCAUCCUCGCCGCCCACAACUUCUCCAUCUCGGCCAUGGAUGCUGAGGGGCGCGUCACGACCACCUUGUCCAUGAACACAGAGGCGAUGGAGUGCACGUCCGAUCGCCUUGUGAUCCGCGACAAAACCGGAAGACUUCUGUUCUCAGCCUCUCGCGACGAGGUGCUGGUGGGGGCCCCGCACCUCACUGUCACAGAUUUUCAAAAUGACAAAGUAAAUUGA
Penaeus chinensis is the source of this 330-nucleotide messenger RNA. RefSeq names its product delta-sarcoglycan-like. Gene Ontology annotation, cellular component: sarcoglycan complex; sarcolemma. Gene Ontology annotation, biological process: cardiac muscle tissue development; heart contraction. The transcript is spliced from 3 exons. The coding region runs from base 1 to 330 and encodes 109 amino acids. The record is from RefSeq and is a predicted model, not a curated record. Lineage: Eukaryota; Metazoa; Arthropoda; Malacostraca; Decapoda; Penaeidae.